UUGGCCGCGUGUGAACCUCAGGUUUUCGAUUCUAAUCAAGAAAAUGAUUUGCUGUGGGAAGAGACGUUUCCUGAAAGAACAACCGUUACUGAAUCACCCCAGACUCCACAUAUAUCAUUCUCCGAACCUGAUACUCCAUUCUCAGAAAAUACUGAAUUACCUGUGGACUGGAGUAUUAAAACGCGACUCCUUUUCACCUCUUCUCAACCCUUUACUUGGGCAGAUCAUUUGAAAGCCCAAGAAGAGGCCCAAGGUCUUGUCCAGCACUGUCGGGCAACAGUGGUUACUCUGCCUCAAAGUAUACAGGAUCCCAAACUAUCCACUGAACUCCGAUGUGCCUUCCAGCAGAGCCUCAUCUACUGGAUUCACCCUUCCUUUCCUUGGCUACCCCUGUUUCCUCGUAUUGGAGCUGAUAGAAAAAUGGUUGGAAAGACAAGCCCUUGGGCAAAUGAUGAAACCCUGCAGCAUGAUUUAAUGAGUGACUGGUCUGUGAGCUUUACUUCUCUGUAUAAUCUGCUGAAGACAAGACUUUGCCCCUAUUUCUACGUCUGUACAUACCAGUUCACUGUCCUGUUCCGUGCAGCAGGAUUAGCAGGAAAUGAUGUAAUCACCGCUCUCAUCUCACCUACAACUAGAGGUAUAAGAGAAGCUAUGAAAAAUGAAGGUAUUGAAUUUUCUCUGCCUUUAUUAAAAGAAAAUGGCCAUAAGGAAAAGAAAGCACCUGGAACAAGCUGGAAACACGGAGAGGAGCAAGCACUUAGUGAUGAAGAUGAAGAAGAAAGCUUUUCCUGGCUGGAAGAGAUGGGUGUGCAAGAUAAAAUUAAAAAACCAGACAUACUCUCCAUCAAGCUGCGAAAAGAGAAACAUGAAGUGCAAAUGGAUCACAGACCUGAGUCGGUUGUGUUGGUGAAAGGGAUGAACACGUUUACAUUGCUGAAUUUUUUGAUCAACUGUAAAAGUUUAAUUGCUACCUCGGGUGCACAGGCAGGACUCCCACCAACCCUCCUGUCCCCUGGAGCAUUCCGAGGCGCCACAAUGCAAAUGCUUAAGGCAAGAAGUGUAAAUGUGAAGACCCAAGCUCUUUCUGGAUACAGAGACCAAUUUAGUUUGGAAAUUACAGGCCCAGUCAUGCCUCAUUCUCUACAUUCUGUGGUGACAUUACUCAGAUCUUCACAAAAUGGGUCAUUUUCUGCAGGACUGUAUACACAUGAACCAACUGCUGUAUUUAAUAUCAGCCCACCCGUAGAUAAAGUUCUAAAUAAGGAGACAGUUCAUGAGGAGCUUGCCAGCUGUGGGUUGCACCCCAAGACACUAGAUCAACUCAGUCAAAUACCAACACUGGGAAAAUCAUCUUUACGACACGUGGAAAUGAGUGACUACCGUUAUAGUUGGAGACCCUGAACACCACAGUAAGCCUAAAAGGAAUCUUUGAGGAAAAAAAGCCUUCUAAGCAAGGAAAUUCAAGAUUCUUACUCCUUUGGCUUUAAAGUUCAUUUUGGAAUUUAAAAAGAACAGAACUUUAAAGUAUUCAAAUGUUCAUAAAUCUUUGACAUGCACUAAGCAAUCGGUUAUAAAUUUUUAAACAUUUUUACUAUUUUUCAGAUUAGAGCUAAAAUAACUUUCCUUUGAAGCCUUCAAGUGCCUUGAAAAUUCUACCUCCCUCUAGUGAUAAACUGCACUAAAAAUUGACUGUCAGCAUUUCCUUGCAAAUGGCAAGUUGAGGCUUGACCUAGUAGCAAGCACCUCAUAUUAUCAGGGAGAACUAUUUACCAGUUUUCCAAUUAUUAAAGGUUGUAGGUACUUCUAAACCUUGUUCCUUUCUUCUCGAUAUACUAAAAUUUGGCUUUAUACUUGCAUGUUAAUUUGGGUAAAGGUUUUUGCAUUCUGUAUAAUAGUGCUGGGGUUAAAAGUAUGCUCAGCUGUCACGGAAAAGUAAGCUUAAAUGUUCCUGUAGGGGUGUGUGUCUCUGUGCGUGUGUGUGUGUGUGUGUGUGUGUGUGUGUGUGUGUGUGUAUAAUGUUCUUAAAUAAAAGUGCUUAGAAAUCUAAACAUUGGGUAAAGAAGUAGUAUCUAGUGAAAAAGUGUGUGUUCACUUUGUAAUCAAAAAAUAAACCACCACAUUUAUUCCAGAGAAGUUUAUAUUUGGGCCUUAAGCUUUUGAAAAUAAAGUUUAGAGACAUAGCAUAUGAAUACCACUGUAAUACACAUGAAAUUUUCUAUUAGACCCUAAAAAUUAACAUAAACUUAAA
This is a messenger RNA of Condylura cristata (star-nosed mole), 2248 nucleotides long. RefSeq names its product downstream neighbor of SON (gene DONSON). The record is from RefSeq and is a predicted model, not a curated record. Lineage: Eukaryota; Metazoa; Chordata; Mammalia; Eulipotyphla; Talpidae. The annotation marks the transcript as partial. Gene Ontology annotation, biological process: nuclear DNA replication. Gene Ontology annotation, cellular component: nucleus. The transcript has 9 exons.